CGGAUCACGGCCUCCUUUGCCUUCCAGUCAUUCCUUAUACAGCGCUUACUCGCGUUGACAACACUCUCUUGAACCAACUUACCUUACAAUCAUUCCAAGGCAACUAAGGAGUAUUCUGGGAAUACGACAGCCAGUGUUUUUCAUCAACAAAAGCAGAAUCUGUUUCAGUCAACAACUACAACAAAACUAUCAAAAUGAAGGUUUCUUCCUCCGUCGUUAUCCUGGCUGCCGCCCUCGGCGUCUCUGCCCACCCCUCCGGCCACGCUCACCAGCGCGCCCACGGCCGUCGUGACUUUGUCGUCGCCAACAAGCCCGUCACCGUCACCCAGUACGCCACCCAGGUCGUCAGCCAGGCUGCCCCUACCGCUCCCGCCGAGGUCAACUACGAGGCCCCCGCCUCAAGCAAGGAGGCUGCUGCUCCCGCUACCUCCUCCGCUGCUGAGACCGGCUCCGACUCUGACUCUGGUGCUGGCUACAAGGAGUUCUGCGGCGGCAAGAAGUCCAAGCGCGCCACCGUCGAGCAGAUCGCCUACAAGGGCAACACCGGUACCUCUGACGACUACGGCUGCAACAUCAUGGCCGUCGACGCCUCCGUUGCCGACAAGUACAAGUACACCACCACCUUCAAGAACGCUGGCUCCAAGACCCAGGAGUGCGUCUGCUUCAACAAGAUCGGCCCCGAUGGUGGCAUCAACGGUUUCUGGAAGGGCAACCAGGCCAUCACCUUCAGCCUCCCCGGCAAGGGCUCCAAGGUCAUCGCCUUUGACGAGAACUCCCAGGGUGGCUGCGCUUGCGGUGUCGGUGAGGUUCCCACCACCGCCAUCGGCCAGUUCGCCUCCACCUGGCUCGAGUUCGACUUUGGCAACGACUCCAACAAGAAGUGGUCCGGUGCUGAUGCUUCCUGCCUCGUCUCCGCUGCCGAGAACCUCGACAUUCCCGGUCUCCAGGUCUGCGGCCACGGCACCUGCUCCACCAUCUACCCUGGUGGCACUGGUGAGAACGCCUACCUCGGUGGCAUGGAGGAUCUUGACGGCAUUGGCCUCAACCUCCCCGCCGGCAAGGCCCGCCUUACUGUCACCGUCGACUAUUCUAAGUAAGCUCUUCCUUGAGAAGAUGCUUGUUUCUGAAUCGUUUCAAUUUUUGGCAUAGAGCUGGGGUACACUUGUCUUUCCAUCAAUACCUGGUGUUAACGGUUGCGCUACUGUGUCUUUGGAUGACUUUAACUAGUCGAUAUUAGAGAGAGGCGGACGUCAUCAAUUGGGCCGCUCCCAAAGGUCACCUGGAUACUGGAUUUGGGAUCUUGUUUAUUAAAACCUUCUACAUUAUAUAUUCAUAGUGCUUAUGAUAUAUAUGCUUCGAUUCUCAUGUG
Messenger RNA from Fusarium vanettenii 77-13-4, 1369 nucleotides. RefSeq lists its product as uncharacterized. Gene Ontology annotation, cellular component: extracellular region. Gene Ontology annotation, molecular function: IgE binding. The coding region runs from base 195 to 1097 and encodes 300 amino acids. NCBI's taxonomy places the organism in Eukaryota, Fungi, Ascomycota, Sordariomycetes, Hypocreales, Nectriaceae. The transcript has a single exon. The record is from RefSeq and is a predicted model, not a curated record.